Molecule: messenger RNA, 1108 nt
Organism: Hydra vulgaris (swiftwater hydra)
Lineage: Eukaryota; Metazoa; Cnidaria; Hydrozoa; Anthoathecata; Hydridae
Product: armadillo repeat-containing protein 1
Source: RefSeq, a predicted model, not a curated record
UUUGCGGCUACGCGCGUUGGAGUAGUAAAUAAAUUAGUCCAAGAAAAAGUCUUGCAACUAUUUUUAAUGAGUUUAGUAAUUUGUUAAACUGAUCCAUUUUAAAGAUCUUAAGUAUAAAUUUUACUAUCUAAAAAUAGUGGGUUAUUUUUUUAAUACACAGUCAGAUAAUUCCUUCUAAAUGGUUUGAUAAAUAAAACUAAUCACUUGCUUUCUUCAAACACUACAACAAGAAUCUUGUCUUUUACACCAAUGGACCCUUUGGCGAUUGUAAACCAGUUUCACUCGCUUGCAAAGAAUCCUCAAAAUAGAGAUACCAUUGUCAAAGAUCAAGGAUGCCUGGCUGGACUAGUUUUAUUUAUGGAUAAUAAUGACCCAGAAGUGAUUAAGUUAGUAUUGCAGACUCUACUUUUGUUAGCUGAGCAUGGACCUAAUAAGAAGAUUAUGCUUAGUGAGCUUGGCAUGUUAGAGUCGUUAAAAAGUUUAGCAGAAAAUGAAAGAUUCUCAAACACACCAGAAAUUAAACAGCAGGCAUCUUUACUAUUAAAUCAUUUGCAAGGUCGUUCUACUUCUCGAUCUACAGAUAGGGCGGCUGCUAUGCAGAGAAUACAUAAAGCACCUCCCACAUCACAAAAAUUUUUUGUUGGCUCAUCAAAUAAGAAAGCAAAGCUGAUUAUUUUACAAAUAAAUGGUUUGACUGAAGCAACAAAAAAAACAUGUGAAGAGUAUUUACUCACAGUUCGAGGUGUUGUGAGCUUUACAUUCGACAUGACAAAGUUGCGAUGCAUGGUUCGCACUGUCCAAAGUGUCACUGCUGAAGCAUUAUGCAAUGCUAUAGCAAAAUCUAAGGUGAUCACAGCUGAUCAAAUUAUUAAAAAUAAAUUUGGAGAAGAGGUUUUAUUGUUGUGUGGUCGCAAAGUUGAUAUUCCUGACGAAGAGAAAGCAAAACUAGAUAUUGAAGAAGAUUUUCCAGAUUAUUUACCAGAGGAAGAUCCUGUUGAGACCUCUAAAACAGCUGUUGCUCGACCAGGAGAUAAAGAUAGUGGAAGCUCUGGCUGGUUUGGAGGUGUAAAAAGCUUUAUAAGCAAUACACUUUAUUGGUAACUUCAUC